UGAGGGAAGGAAACAAGAGAAACAGAGAUUUCAAAGACAACAAAACCAUUCAAAAUAAAUAAGAAAAAUCAGAGCUUUCAAAGAGAAACACAAGCAGUGAGAGGAAGGAGCGAAGGAAGGUCAGAGGAACAAUGAUAGAACGGAGGCGGAGCGCCGGCAGAACAGGGCCACAAAGGUGUGCAAUGUGAGAAAGUGAAAGAAAAUAGUGAAUACCGUGUUUAAGUUUGGAGGAAAUGAACUUGAGUUGAUUUUCUAUAUUCUGGAAAUGCCCCCAAACACACCGAACGUACCCGAAUUUUUAUUUUUGGUAAACACAUUCUGGUACGCACCCAUAGCGUACUCAACGCGUACCCGUACCCGGUGCAGUCGUCACACAUUCAACAAGUUUCAAGAACACUGAAUCUUUGUAUGUGCAAGAGCAGAGGGUGAGACUUCAAUUUUCUGGUUAUAAUAUUACAUAAAAGGGCAGCAAUUGAGCUUUGAUUCGUUGAGGAGAGACCCUGCAAAUUGUUCCAGCUUCUAAAGACUCCAAGAUAUACAUCAAUGGGUUGGUUACAAGUGCAAUUUAUAUGUGCAUUUCUUGCUGGAAGCAUAUUCUUCAAUGCCUUAUCUUAUUCUGGUAAAGCUCCAAAUUAUUCAUUUGUGAAAGAAGCAACAUCUGCUCCACCAAUCUUAUCUUAUGACUACAUAGUAAUUGGUGGAGGAUCAUGUGGGUGUCCACUAGCAGCAACUCUCUCACAAGGUGCAAGAGUUUUGCUCCUUGAGAGAGGAUGCUCUCCUUACACAAACCCAGAGAAAAUUGACAUGAAGAACUAUGUCAAUUCACUCUCUGACAUGACUCCUUCAUCAUUUGCCCAGCAAUUCAUAUCCAAGGAUGGGGUCCUCAAUGCCAGGGCUAAGGUUCUUGGUGGUGGCUCUGUCUUGAAUGCAGGGUUCUACUCAAGGGCUAGCUCCAGCUACAUAAGAGAUGCUGGUUGGAAUGAAAGUUUGGCUAAGAACUCAUAUGAAUGGGUGGAAAAGAAAGUGGUUUUUGAGCCUCCAAUGCUGCAAUGGCAAUCAGCAGUGAGGGAUGGGUUGUUGGAAGUAGGGGUGUUGCCUAAUAAUGGUUAUAGUUUUGAUCACUUGAAUGGGACUAAAGUUGGAGGUUCAAUUUUUGAUAAGGAGGGUCACAGACACACUGCAGCUGAUUUGUUGGAGUAUGCUGAUCCAAGGAGGAUUUCUGUUUAUCUGCAUGCCACAGUGCAUAAGAUACUAUUUAGGUUUAAUGAAGAGAAAAAGAGGCCACAAGCAUAUGGAGUGAUUUUCAAAGAUUCAUUUGGAAACAAACACAGGGCAUUUCUAAGUAUGAAGGCCAAGAAUGAGAUAAUCUUAUCAGCUGGUGCAAUUGGAAGCCCACAGCUGCUGAUGCUGAGUGGAAUUGGGCCUGCUAGCCAUCUUCAGGCCCAUGGAAUCAAAGUGGUUUUGGAUCAGCCUCUGGUGGGUCAAGGAAUGGCAGAUAACCCAAUGAAUGUUCUUAUGGUUCCUUCCCCUGUACCUGUUGAGGUGUCUCUCAUCCAAACAGUGGGCAUCACCAAGUCUGGUAGCUUCAUUGAAACAGCAAGUGCAUUGAGCAUAGGCCAUUCUUGGCCUGAAAGGCUUCAAGGAAUUUUUGACUUUGUGUCAAACCAGACUAGUGAACACUCCAUGUUUCCUCAAGAAAUCAUGAACAGUAUUGCUGACACCAUUGUAUCUUUAGUCAAUCCAACUCUCAAAGGAGGAGUCAUCCUUGAAAAGAUCAUGGGACCAAAAUCCACUGGUCACUUGGAGCUCCUUACCACUGAUCCCAAUGAUAACCCAUCAGUUACCUUUAACUAUUUUAAGGACCCUGAAGACUUGAAAAUGUGUGUGGAAGGCAUGAAAACCAUCAUAGAUGUGAUAAACUCAAAGGCAUUCUCAAGGUUCCGCUAUAAAACCAUGCCAAUCCAAACUCUAAUAAACUUGAUGUUGCAAUUGCAUGUGAACUUGAGGCCAAAACAUGCUAGUGCUGCAUUUUCUUUGGAACAGUAUUGCAUAGACACUGUCCUCACAAUUUGGCAUUACCAUGGAGGGUGCCAAUCUGGUAAGGUUGUUGAUCAUAAUUAUAAGGUUAUUGGUGUAGAAGCUCUGAGAGUGAUUGAUGGGUCCACUUUUUAUGGCUCACCUGGGACUAACCCUCAAGCUACUGUUAUGAUGCUUGGAAGGUACAUGGGAGAAAAGAUUAUACAGAAAAGAUUCCAUCAGGGGAGGAAGUGAACUAGUGAAGUGAUCAAUUGAGACCGCAUUUUUACUUGUUCCAUCUUUUUUAUGUGUAAUAGCUGAGUAGUUACUAAACGUUUUCUCCAGAAUACUGUCUGAUUAUAGUAAUCAACUCACAUGGUUUUCUUUGUA
This is a messenger RNA of Lotus japonicus, 2406 nucleotides long. Its product is annotated as protein HOTHEAD-like. The record is from RefSeq and is a predicted model, not a curated record. Gene Ontology annotation, molecular function: flavin adenine dinucleotide binding; oxidoreductase activity, acting on CH-OH group of donors. The transcript has 6 exons. NCBI's taxonomy places the organism in Eukaryota, Viridiplantae, Streptophyta, Magnoliopsida, Fabales, Fabaceae. Bases 544 to 2271 code for a protein of 575 amino acids.